CACCGCUUCCGGUGUCGCCACCUUCUUUGUCUCCGGCCCAACAUUUCGACACCAGGGCUUGUCUAUUUUACCCUGUAGUUUUGAGGAUAUAUUUACACAUAUAUCCCCAGUUUUCUGAUAUUGAAUGACAGUCGACUCUGAAAUAUUUAUGCCUAAAAGUAAAGCGCCAAAAAUGGAUGACCUGGACUACAUCCCAGUAGACCUGAGCCCAGAGGAGCGCUCUGAGCUGGAGGACAUCCGCAGGAGGAAGGGCGUCCUGCUGCAGGAGAUCCAGAGGCUCAGAGAGGAAUUAAGGGAGGCAAUUUUGGAGGUGGAGGGACUGGAGACCAGCACAGAGGGCAGUAAAACUCUGCAGAAAAGCAGGCAUGUGGCCAUGGGAAGGAAGAAAUUCAACAUGGACCCCAAAAAGGGCAUCGUGUUUCUGGUGGAGAACGAGCUGCUCAGACACACUUCAGAGGACAUCGCUCAGUUCCUCUACAAAGGAGAGGGCCUCAACAAGACCGCUAUAGGAGAUUACCUUGGAGAAAGGGACGACUUCAACAUCAAAGUGCUUCAGGCUUUCGUUGACCUCCACGAGUUCACUGAUCUCAACCUCGUCCAGGCCCUCAGACAGUUCCUGUGGAGUUUCCGUCUGCCUGGUGAAGCCCAGAAGAUCGACAGAAUGAUGGAGGCCUUUGCUCAGAGAUACUGCCACUGCAACCCCGGCGUCUUCCAGAGCACUGACACAUGUUACGUGCUGUCAUUUGCCAUCAUAAUGCUGAACACAAGCCUCCAUAACCCAAAUGUGAGGGACAAACCUGGAGUGGACCGUUUCAUCUCGAUGAAUCGAGGCAUCAACGAGGGGGGAGACCUUCCCGAGGACCUGCUCAGAAAUCUCUACGAAAGCAUUAAAAAUGAGCCGUUCAAGAUCCCAGAGGACGACGGCAACGACCUGACACACACCUUCUUCAACCCGGACAGAGAGGGCUGGCUUCUUAAACUCGGGGGACGAGUGAAAACUUGGAAAAGGCGAUGGUUCAUUCUCACAGACAACUGCCUUUAUUACUUUGAAUACACCACAGAUAAGGAACCGCGAGGUAUCAUUCCCUUGGAAAACCUCAGUAUCCGUGAGGUAGAAGACCCAAGAAAACCUAACUGCUUUGAGCUGUACAUUCCCAACAACCGUGGUCAGCUGAUCAAGGCGUGCAAGACGGAGGCCGAUGGGAGAGUAGUGGAAGGAAACCACAUGGUGUACCGUAUCUCCGCCCCGACACCUGAGGAGAAGGACGAAUGGAUCCACAGCAUCAAAUCUGCUGUCAGUGUUGACCCCUUCUACGAAAUGCUCGCUGCCAGGAAGAAACGUAUAUCACUGAAGAAGAAGGAGGAGCAACCGUAGAGUAUUCCCUUCACACUUCCCUGUCUUCCUUCCCGUCCUUCCUUCCAGCACCGGACACAUGUUUUCAUCUUUGCUCCUCACCACCUGUUCACAAGUUUUGUUACCCCUCUCUCCCCCUUCCCCAUACGCACCCUCGCUGUUGGAUAUGAGGGCUCCUCGCUAUCCUGUCGAGUCUUUGAAGCCACAUUCAGAGUGAAGAGCUCUCACACUGCGGCUGCCUCUUGUUAUCUUGGUUCUUAAAUUACUGCUGUUGCACACGAUCUGACACACUACAGCCAGAGCACACACCUGUCCGUCUCUUCACCGCACUCCUCUCUCGUUCACUGUGUGAGUGAACUGUGAAACGUGUCUAAGACCAUAUUCACGCUGUUGUUGGUGAUUUCAUUAACAUAUUUUUUCAUGGUUUGGCCUUUUAUCCACACUUUUAGGCAACUUCCUAAAACUGCUCACUGAAUAAGAACGAAUUUGCACACGCAGGGGAAAUGGAGGAUUUAAAAAUACUAUGACUGUCGUCAUCUCAUUCUUCUGAAUUCUGAAUCCUUCCAUGUCCUUUCUACUUUUCACAGUUACUCUGUAAACCACAAACUAAACUUUUAAAAAACUCAGACAGCUGCUUUGCAGGAAUGUUUAAGGCUGCUGACGAAAGAAACGUAUGCAUGCAUAAAGGGCGGCUCCAUAUUUUUUUGUUUUCUGAGGUCCUAAAAUCUCUCUAUAGCUUCCCCGUAAUGUUCCCUAUGUAUUCAAUUCCUAACUUUCAAAUUUUGUUUUGGCGUGAAAAUGUUAUUUUCCCAAGCUCUUCUGAAUUCAUUUUCCCAUGUGACCUGAUGUAUGUUUCUGCACUAGCUCGCCUAAUGUGCCUCUGUGAUUGAGCCAAGUCUUCUUUAAGUAUUGUGCGUUAUUGAUCUUCCAAAUUCGUUUUAUUCCCCUAACCUCAUAACCUACAAAGAAGUUAAGCAGCAUUCAGCUGUGUAGUUCAGAUCUGAAAGAACCACAAUAAAACAAAAACUAACUGAUCGAGGCAGCAGUGGACCAGCAGCUUCUAUAAUCAGUGAGGUAAACUCACCGUUUCUGUCAAAUGAGUCUGGUGGCUUUGAAGAGAGCGAUAUAAGAGCUUCUGUUCCCUGUCAGAAAGGGCUUUCUGACAGCAAGGGAAAGCAAAAAAUAUUACACAGACUAUUGAUGAUUAUGUCAUGUAACCACACUUCAAAAAAUCCAAAGUAACCCCUGUUUUCAUCAUCUAACCUGACAGGGCGUUCCCAUUUGAAAAACCCAGAAAAUAACACAGAUGGAUCUGCCCUUUUAUCCCAGUGUGAGCAGCCAGCAUCAGGCCUGUCUAUCCGACCCUGAUUCUGAGGCGUCAUUCAUCCUGAGUCUCAGCCGAGUCGGGCGGGGUCAUUUUAGCUACCUGAGAUACUUCAAUAUAUGUACGGCAGACUUUUAGACUACUAUCUAAAUACUUUUCCUCACCCUUUUAGUUGCCCCUCACAGGAAUUAUUUUAUUCAUAAGGGGUUAUCCAAUAACAUCAAAGACUUAAGUUAAUUGACAUGAAACUGUUGUCACCGUUAAUAUGUGAAAUACGGAACAACAGGAUUACUGUGCAUUACCAACUCUUAAUAUAUAUGAGAAUAAAUCAAGAUGGUUCACUUAGUUACUUGCAGCUGCAUCAGGUCCGGGAAAACAAAUUCUUUUUACCACUUGUUGAUCGGGGAAGUGAUUUGCUAUAUUUCUAAGCCCAAAUUGACAUUGUUUUUGCCUCGAUCUGUCCUCACUGUUGAGCCCUGCCUUUUGACGUCCAUCUGCAUUAGUGUGAAUAUGGUCUUUUUCAGGGUAGCAAGAAGCCUCGGUUCUCAUGAAGUCGUUUUUCACGUAUUGAAGCCGCCUAAGUGAGAAAUUGCCUUUCUUGAUUGUGCUUACCCCGGAGAAAAUGUGAAUUAUUCAAAUAAUGAGACUUAUCUUCAGUUAGUGUUGGUCAGAGAGGAAUCAGAUGAAGUCAAAGCAGCAAACGGUUUCAGAAUACUUCAGAUUAUGUGCCGAUUGCUUCCAAUAAUACUCUUAAUGGGUUCAACAUACAUUACUACUGUCUACACUUAGGUAACCAUAAUGUGAAGAAAACAUCACUAUUCAUUGCUGUUCACCAAGUUACUGCUGAUCUUUAGAUAUGAUCGUUCUCGACGCAGAAAGGUUGCUUUACUUGCAGAAUUAACAGAGACACACAUGAGCAGUUUCUCUUCUUCCAGACUGCUGCUUGUUUCAGCUCACUGAGACAACAUACAUGUUCUUUAGCAUGUUUCUCUACAUGUUUGAGCAAUAGCAGAGCAACCCGUAGUUCCAGUCUGUAGGCUCGUUUACAGAUCCUUUAUAACACUAAACUGAGCAACGAUCAUCACAUCCUCUCAGAUAGCAUGCCACAAGUAAUUUUCCUUCUUGCUCAACACUACAACGUCUCUCUCACAAGUAAUAACUCCGUCAGACAUGUAACUGUUAGAGCCCGGUCUGUCCGCCACAGUGAGUAUCAAGAAAUCACAAAGGCAGCUCAUUACAAUGUAUACUUUUUUGUAAAUAGUUGUUAGCAUAUUUGUUUACGAUACACAUAGAUUUAAUUUAUUCUUUUGUUAAGAUCUGAUUUUUGUACGAGCUACUGUAGGACUGCAUGUUGAUAAACUGAGGCGUCCGUCGUAGGUACCGAUGCAUCGCUGAUCAUGCUAGUGCACUGAUUUGAAAACUGUUAGUGUUCCCUGUUGACACGGAAAAAAUUUAACACAGAAGUUGAUUUAUGCUUAGAGUAAAACGUCUGAAUUGUUUUUUGGAAAAUAAGAUAUUUAGAAGUUAGUAGUCUGAUUUAUCUUAUGACCACUCUGCUGGUUUUUGGAGUAAAUCAGACUCGGUAAAGCACAAGCAGUAAUGAGACUUUAUGAAACUAAUGUCCAGUUUUCAUAGGCUGCCCACUUAAAGUGUGAGGAGACAAGGAACACUAACAAAGCUUUGAUUCAUUAUAUAAUAGUAAAAUUAUUCAGAUGUAAUGAAUCAGUAACAAGUUUAGCUUUGUGUCCAGUGAUAGAUUUGCUUGACAUCCAGUUCAUAAACUGAUUAAUUGUAGUUUAUUGGAUUGGCAUUUUUUAGAUGGUAGUAAAAAAAAAAAUGUCUACUGCACUUUAUCCAUUUUAGCAUUUUGGAGAAAAUGCUGUUACUUUGACUGACUCCAAUACUCUGUAGCACCCUCCACUGGUGAUCUCACACACUGCAAUAUGCUGAAGGAAGAGCCAUGAACUGUGUAGAAACACUUUAUAACGCCACCUCCUGGUCAGUGCAGGCUAUAGCAGUUUCUGACCAGCAUGCACUGUAAUUGUUCACCUGAUUAUGUUUGAAGCUGAAUUGGAUUCGAUCUUCUAUAGACCGUGUUUUAAAGACACAGCAAGUGAUUGGUCUUAUAAAUACACAUCUAGGUUUGCCUUUUAGUCUUCUACUUCAUCAAACUGACAUCUUUAUACCGUCAUCUUAGUGCUUCUACACAACACAUGGACUGUCUGCAGGCCUUCACUGUCUGGGUAUUCUUGAAGUGCAAAGUUGCCAAAAAAAAAAUGUUGGAGGAACAAAUGUUUCCACUAAAACAAAAGAACAAACACUGAAGCGAUCAGACUGUAACUGGGCCUCUGUUUCUAAUUCCACCUCUUUACGAAAAUGUUUAUUUUUUAUUUAUUUAUUUUUUAUUUACUGUGAGGUGAAGAUGGAUAGAUCAUCUGUAAAUGUAGCAAAAGGAAAACCACGAUACAUUGGUGCCAGUAAACUACUGUGUAACAAUAAAAGGUAAACUGAGGUGA
Messenger RNA from Plectropomus leopardus (leopard coralgrouper), 5194 nucleotides. RefSeq names its product cytohesin 2 (gene cyth2). Gene Ontology annotation, molecular function: guanyl-nucleotide exchange factor activity. The record is from RefSeq and is a predicted model, not a curated record. Gene Ontology annotation, biological process: regulation of ARF protein signal transduction. NCBI's taxonomy places the organism in Eukaryota, Metazoa, Chordata, Actinopteri, Perciformes, Serranidae.